UGUCCGUCGGGCGGAAGCGGAAGCAGUUUGUGCAGCGUCCCGAGGUAAACAGAACUAAUGGAAACAGGCCGUCAGCCUUAACUGGGACUUCACCAACAUGUCCAUCGUCUUUGUGCCAAAGAAACUACGAGGAAAAGCGAAAGUCAACCAGGAGAUUAUACAGAGGCUGCUGGAUGAAAACGACCAGCUGAUCAGAUGUAUCGCAGAGUACAUGCAGAAAGGUCGAGCGGUUGAGUGUGUCCAAUACCAGCAGAUCCUGCACCGCAACAUCGUCUAUCUGGCCACCAUAGCUGAUGCCAGCCCCGAAAACACGCCCUCCUCCUCCUCAAAUUCUGCAGCUGGUGAAGCUUCAGCCCCCACACCAGAGACGAAUGGAGCUGGACCCACAUGAUGCAGUCAGCAGGCGUCAGUCGAGCUGGGACAGUGUCGCCCUCAAGACAAUUUCUAUGUGACAAGGACAAUGACUCAUUAUGCUGAGCUGGUUUCAGUAAUGCGUCACAUCUAGUGACCACUGGUGUUUCAGAUCAGUGUUUUGCGUUGAGAGAACACUUUAGUAUUCUCUGAAAUGUACAUUAAAAUGUUUUCCUUUUUUAAAAA
Messenger RNA from Platichthys flesus (European flounder), 597 nucleotides. RefSeq names its product ss18, like 2 (gene ss18l2). Gene Ontology annotation, cellular component: nucleus. Bases 98 to 391 code for a protein of 97 amino acids. Gene Ontology annotation, biological process: positive regulation of transcription by RNA polymerase II. Lineage: Eukaryota; Metazoa; Chordata; Actinopteri; Pleuronectiformes; Pleuronectidae. The record is from RefSeq and is a predicted model, not a curated record. Gene Ontology annotation, molecular function: transcription coactivator activity. The transcript is spliced from 4 exons.